AUUGUGAGGGCGUUGAAGGCAGCCAGUUUGAAUGGUGCACAUGGUUUCAGAAAAGCUGCUUCAAUAUUCGUAUUUGGUGGUAGCAAUCAAUUUCCAACCAGUCAGUGACUCGAGAUCGCUUAGAUAGAGCCGAGUUUCCACCAUAGGUGUGGAUAUUGUUCUGUCUACAUUUUCGCCAGGUCGACCUUGGAUUGAAUCCAACCCGUCAUCUGAAAUUUACUGGACUUCAUUGUGAGGACUGUUUAGUGUGGUGUUUUUCACCAAAUAUCUAAUUGCGUUAAAGUAAUCACUUACAAAUUUUUGUUUUUCAAACUCCAAAUCGCAGUUUUCAAACGGUCUAAUACCGAUUGUCUAUAUUUCUAUGAGACGGCUUGUUGAUAUCGGUGCUAAUCUUACUGACAAAGUCUUCAUGGGUGUUUACCGCGGCGUACUCCAGCAUAAAAAUGAUUAUCAUAAUGUUUUAUGUCGAGCCAGGAAAUGUGGUGUGGAGAAAAUAAUUAUAACUGGAGGUUAGAUUAGUUGACGUUUCCGAUCAACUGGAACCAGGGUCACUCACUGAUAGUGCUGAGGCUAUAUCCCUAUGUGAAUCUGAUAAGGACCUCUUUUGUACAGUUGGAUGCCAUCCUACAAGAUGUUUGGAGUUUCACGAGGAUCCAGAUAACUACCUGAAUAAACUGGAAAACCUAAUUCUGACGACGAAAAAAGUAGUAGCUGUAGGUGAAUGUGGUCUCGAUUAUGACCGAGUUUUGUCCAAAAGAUAUCCAGAAAGAAUAUUUUGACAUUCAACUUAAGUUAGCUAGUGAUGUUAAGUUACCUCUAUUUUUGCAUUGUCGAGCUGCACACGAUGACUUUCUACAAAUGAUCAAAAAUGCUAGGCAGUCAUAUUUUCAAGGCAAGCCUUUUCGAGGUGUUGUGCACUCAUUUGAUGGAACAGACGAAAUGGUCAAAUGUUUCACUGAUAUGGGAUUGUAUAUUGGUGUCAACGGUUGCAGUCUGAAGAACCAAAGUAAUUUGGAAGUAAGAUGUCAAAAUAUGUAUCACACAGAACUUCAUUUGCAUACUAUUGCUGUAUACUUACAUUUUAUUUCUGAUGGUGAUCAGUAGUUUUUACUCCGUUUACUCUACAACUACCCACCAUUCCCAAACAGCAUGAAUGGAACAUUGAAGUAGUUCAAAAAGCUAUAGCUAAUCUGAAACGAGGAAGGGAAGCUGGUCCAAAUGGAUUGGCCCCGAAGGUCUCUAAGUAUGGUGACCCAGUUUUAGCGAUUAGGUUGAAUAAUAUUUUAGCCAAAAUCUGGGGGUUGGACGUAAUCCCAUCUCACUGGUCGCAAUGUAUAAGAAGGCUCAAAAUCAUCCUGUGACAGCUAUAGAGGGAUUAGUUUGACUAAUAUAGCAUCUAAAAUACUAGCCUCAAUAAUUAUCGGGCGCCUAACUAAGACUUGUGAACUGCAGACACGAGAAAAUCAGACUGGCUUCAGAUCUGGUCGUGGCUGCAUCGACCACAUAUUCACCGUUCGUCAGGUUCUAGAACGCAGGCAUGUUUAACGGCGUCCGACAAUGGUGGUCUUUCUUGACUUAAUGGCAGCAUUUGACUCUGUAGACCGAGAGGUUCUGUGGCAGUGUCUGUCAUUAAAAGGCGUACCUCAGAAGUUCAUAAACCUUGUUCAGGCUCUUUACUCGAACACUACUAGGCGAGUCAGAGCUUAUGGCGAACUGUCAUCUGCUUUUGCAACCUUGAGUGGUGUCCGUCAAGGCUGUCCGCUUUCUUCAUUUUUGUUUGACUUCAUCUAGAUUUUUUGAUGGAAAUAACUCAUCGACUGAAUUUUCGGGCGUUGAUCUCCUACAAGGAUGUUCACUUAUCGAAUUAGAAUACGCAGAUGAUAUAGUCCUAUUUGGUUAAAACGCUGAUAAAAUGCAGAGUUUUUUGGUAGCACUAAGCAACAAUGCCAGAAUGUUUGGAAUGCGCUUCUCUCCCUCUAAAUGCAAGUUGUUGCUUCAGGACUGGUCUGCGUCAACACCUUAACUUCGUAUAGGUAGUGAAGUAGUCGAACACGUUAACAACUUCACUUAUCUUGGAAGUCUGAUCAGCACUAAUGGGUCUGUGUCUGGCGAAAUCUCAGCGCGGAUUCGAAAAGCUCGUUUGGCUUCCGCCAACUUAUGGCGAAAGCGAGAUAUCCGUCUAUCAAUUAAAGGACGAGUAUAUUGCACGCAGUUCCUUCUGUUCUACAUUAUGACUGCAAAAAGUGGUCAUUAAGAGUAGAAGAUACUCGUGGGUUACUAGUAUUUGAUCAUAGAUGUCUUAGAAAUAUUCCCAGCAUCUCAUGGGGUCACCGGAUAAGUAAUAGUCAAGUUAGACGCAAGGUACUAGGGAAUGAUGGUAAAUCAGUUGAUGAGGUUGUGAAUCUUCAUCGAUUGAGAUGACUGGGCCACGUGUUGUGUAUGCCUGAACAUCAAUUACCACGACCCGCAAUGCUGACUAGUGUUGGAGACGGUUCGAAGAAAGUUAGGGCGGCCAAACCGAAACGUGUUGUCAGUCCUUGAAGUCACUGACUUCUAGUCUGAGCCUUGUUGGUAGAUGCAGACUACUUGGUUGGGGUCUGCGCGACUAUCGUAACCAAUGGUUGGAGACUCUUGGUGACAUGGCUCAGAAUCGAUCACAACGGUGUAGGUGUAUACACUCUUUGUCUUCCGUUAAACUGUGAGAUUAAAAUUGCUUUAUUUCUACGAACUAAUUCUCUGUUCUUGUACUGUAUCCUUAUAUGCAAUCUUUCUUUUAUAUAUUACAAACAUUGAAGGAACUACUGUGAAUUUAGUGUUCAUCUUGUUGUGCUAAUGAGGUGUGACAACUUGGACCGAUGCACAUAUGUGCUUGGUCCUACAUUGUAGCUGACUGACUUACUGAACAGUAAUUAUAGGAUAAAUCAUGUAUUACCGAACUCUCGAGCCUCCUACUCGUCUUUUAUUGGUGAUAUAGUUACUAUAGAUGUCUAUGUUUAUGAUAUUUACUUAAUAUUAGAUUGCUUAUUUUUUUGCUGUCGCAAAUUAGGUUAUCAAUGUCUCGAAGUUAAACUUUAUUCUAUAAAAUUAUUCUGAGUUUUAAUUUUAAUCUGUUCGCAGCCGAUUAAAAGGUACAAAAUAAAAUAAUUUCAAUUCUGCCAACAACCGAUCGCACUAAUAUUUUUCACUCUUGGCGUUUGAUGGACAUAAGGCAUCUUUGACUUCAUGGGCUUAAUUGCAGUCACGUGUUAGGCGCCGUCAAUAGUUAAUAAUUUUUUUAAAAAAGAACCCCGGGUAACUGGCAUGCUUACUACACAACUGGUUAACUGUAAAACGAACUAAAUGGUUUCAAGAUUAUACUCUGCCUACGAAGCGCUGAUAAGACUGUUGUGGAAGGUCCCUUACUUUCCAGUCACUUAGCAAACGAUAAAGUAUUAACUAUCUCCCAGUUGGUAAAACUGACAGCUUUUACCAGUAACCUGCUACUGUUUCCAUAGUUAUGUUGUUCAGAUGAACUGGGUGUGACUUCUUCAGGGAUGUUUCAUAUUUAUAUUUCCAAGUGACGGAAGUCACCAAAAAGGUACUGAUAAAACCUAAUGCCUGAAGAAGAAUGAGUAGCAUUAUUUGUAUAGAUGCUAGUAAUAGUGGUCGAGUAUAUUUCAAUCUUUUGUCUUUGCAGGUUGUGCAGAAAAUCCCGCUUGGUCGGCUGUUAUUAGAAACAGAUGCUCCUUGGUGUGAUAUUAGAAGAACUCAUGCAGGUAAUGUACAACUGAUAUAAUUUUUUCCCUUCCUAGGAUAUCGUUUUGUUAAGACACACCACACUUAUCGCAAGCAUAAUUCGUGGGAUGAAUCCUACAUGGUCAAAGGACGCAACGAACCUGCUAACCUUGUCCAAGUUCUGGAAGUUGUUUCUGCUGUGAAAGGAGUAAGCGAGGAAGAACUAGCUGAAAUAACAUAUCAAAAUUCAAUUGAUUUAUUUUCUUUGCCAAUAUAAAGCUUUAUAAAAAUUAAAUUCUAGUAAGGAGAGCCAGUUUUGAUAGACUUCAGCAUUUUUAGCUAUGCGCCAAACGUUGCUGCGCGUUUCUGGGUCACUAAAAGUACUUACAUAUUCGUGUUAGCGCUGAUCAAAAUAAAAGGAAAAAAUGAACUCUAGUUUUUGCAAAAAUGUGUUAAAAUAAGCUGAUAGAGGCAGCUUUGAAAUAAGACGGAAACAUACCUCGCCUUUUCAAUUCUACAGACCAGUCACCUAGCGUACAUUAGAAACUAACAUCUAUGAUUUCCGAAUAUAUAUCACAAAGGUGUACAGAUCUAAAGUUAUAGCUUGUUUUUCUACUUUUAAAUUGCCAACGUUUUGUAACUAAUUUCCUAAAAAUCGGUAUUCGUAGUGUUCAGCAACUAAUGUUUGUGACCCUCCUUAUCUUCAAUUCAUAGUUAUCCUUUUGUAACCUUUUACAUUUAAAUAUAUUUCACUAACAAUCAUUGUAUUAUUGUUAUAUGGCCACCUUCAAUCAGUUCUUACUCUUAUUUAUGGUGACCUUCAUUCCAUUAGAACUCCUCAUCUUGUAGUUGUGACUUUAAAAUUUAGUAUAUGUCAGUCUGAACUUCAUUUACUUAUUCAUGAAUAAUAUGUUUUACAUAUCACAAACUCCACUCAUUGUAUACACUAACGGUGAACUACAAAACGCGUUCGUCAUACUAAUUAUUUCAAGUAUAUAUAGCUUUAGAAAAUGAAAUUGUCAAAAAGGAAAGUACAAUUUCCUCGUUGAAAUAUUUGCUUUCAUCAUUGGCACUUAGGUUGACAAUUUGAUCGAAAAAGGCUGACCAUGAAUGACAGUAAAUCAAUAUCUCGCUAUAUCAGAAGAUUUACCUGUCCAAUUUUGAUGAGUAACUGGACAGAAGUUGAGUCAUUGAUAAACUUGUGAAAAACUAGAGACGCAACUGCAGCAUAUCCCGACGCUUGAUUGUUUGAGCAUCACCGAACCUAUUAAAAGCUAAUGGAUGUAUUGCUUCAAAUAUUUCCUUUCGAUUCUCCAGACGUUUUUAAUAGAGGUGUAGUAACCUCUCAUAUUUUUCAUUGCUACGCGAAUCCAUUCCUGUUUGGAGAAACACAGGAUCAGACAAUCAUGUGACCAUUAGAUGUCAUUUUUAUCCUACUAAUAAUUAUACAAUGCUUUCUUAUACUUAGUUAUGACCUAUAGUUGUAAAUUUCUUAGAUGUGUGCCUGUCCAUUUACUGCUUUAAAUAGAUAGCUACAUAACUUGAGCCACUAAUUAACGUGGUAAUUGAUUUCCUGAUCAAUCCAAAUAUCACACAAUUUAGCUGCAAAUUAGGGCCUACAUACCACACGAUUCAUUAGCAUUCGCCUUUUUUACCGAUAGUUUGUAUGCCUAUUUACAUUUAUUGGAUAAAAAUAUGACUCAACGCAGUUCGCGUUGUUACAUCAACUUAUUACAAAAUGGGAUAUCUGAGAAAACAAGCACAAUCAAAUGAGAUCAAUAAUCGGAGUCAGAUAAAGGUUUACAGAACGAUUAUUUCAAAGGAAACUUUUAUCUGAAGUCAGCAGAAUAGUUUAGUGAGGUUGCUUGAAUGUAUCAAUCCUCCUCAACAUUUAGUAUUUGAAAGUAACCGUAAAUGAAGUUUGAUAACUGCUCAUCCGCUCUAGAUAAGAAAUGUGAACGUUAUAACACCGUGUACAGUAGUCUGUUGGAUAUCGUUUUCCACAUGUAAUUAAGUCAUAGCAACUUUUACUUUUUUUACUGGUCGUGAAUCGCAGCCGUUGAAGCAAUUCCCUCAGCACCAAUAAGUGGGAGGAAUCCCUGGUCUUCGGGUCGCCUAGUUAACAUGUUAGUCGGUUUUGUAGUUUGUUAACUAGUCGCACGUUAAAACCAAAUUACUAUAACCCUUAAGUUAGCUAUCUUGCAAAUGUGCUCAGGAUUUAUUUUCAGUCAGAUUUAGUUCUUAUUCAUGUAGUUUCUAUAUUCAAGCAGUUAAAGUCUACAUAAGAGCUCCAAAGUAGCCGCCUACCUCCAGAUCCUGUCUUUCUUUGAUAAACAAUAAAAGAUAAGUCCUUAUUUUGCGAAAAAUCCGAGACUAUUGUGUCCAAUGCUCAUGUGAACUACAGUUCAGAUGAUUCCCAACAAUUUUUGGAUCGGAAGCUUCGAAUUUCGCUGUUUCUACAUUAAAUUAACUGAUUAUCAUGACUGUCAAACGUUUUAAAGCAGGUUUGAGAUGUGAACACUAGCAAGACUAAGGUGUGACUAAUUAUUUAAAAUCUGCCCAGAGAGUUAAGUUAAUAUACUCACAUUUCAGCAUUGUGAACCAACCUACAUUGUAACAACCAGAGCUAGAAUGCCAACUAUUGCGGUGUAAGUCUAAACCCUGUUUCAGUUUGGACAGCAGAAUGACACCACCAACCCUUACAUAAGGCCGAGUACACGGACUCUACUUAACUACUCAUUUUUGUUGUUUUACAAUAUUACGCUGAGACGUUAAAGCACACAAAUCAAAUGAUCACUCAUAUUCAAAGCUUACGAUAGCUGUACUUAAGGCUACUGACCAUAGCUAAACUUCAUAUUUUAUACUCCACCCCAUCCCUGUAUCAACACAUUGUAACAGGUCAGUUAACCACUGGAU
Molecule: messenger RNA, 6630 nt
Organism: Schistosoma haematobium
Lineage: Eukaryota; Metazoa; Platyhelminthes; Trematoda; Strigeidida; Schistosomatidae
Product: TatD DNase, variant 2
Exons: 2
Coding region: 736-1104 (122 amino acids)
Cellular component (GO): cytosol
Molecular function (GO): 3'-5'-DNA exonuclease activity
Source: RefSeq, a predicted model, not a curated record